Messenger RNA from Lodderomyces elongisporus, 978 nucleotides. It is a transcript of the gene CGR1, whose product is annotated as Cgr1p. Lineage: Eukaryota; Fungi; Ascomycota; Pichiomycetes; Serinales; Debaryomycetaceae. Gene Ontology annotation, molecular function: calcium ion binding; gluconolactonase activity. The record is from RefSeq and is a predicted model, not a curated record. Gene Ontology annotation, biological process: L-ascorbic acid biosynthetic process. The transcript has a single exon. The coding region runs from base 1 to 978 and encodes 325 amino acids.
AUGUCAACUCAAUUAUCAGCAUCCAAUAUUUUCCCUGAAGAUUAUAGAGGAAGAUUAACUGAAGGGAUCACAUAUGACUAUCGUAACAACACUUUACUUUGGGUUGAUAUCAUCCUUGGUGAAGUCCACCGAAUCUCACUCGACGAUUUGAACAAACACGAAGUUCUCAAAUGGAAUGAGCAAGGUGAAUCGAUUGGCUUUGUUGCGUUGACCAAGGAUCUAGACACGGUGCUUGUAUGUGGCAAAUCUGGUCUUGCCUAUGGAAAGUUUAAAGCCAACACAUUGGAGUAUUUCUUUAAAUAUCCCCUCACAGAAGUAGAGCAAAAGAGAUUACGAUCGAAUGAUGGAAUAAUUGACCCAUGGGGUAAUUUGUGGAUUGGACUUAUGAAUGAUUUCCACGUAACUGCAAAGGAAGGAGAAGUAAAGCCAGAAGGUAAGUUAUUGAGAAUCACGCCGGAUUUGAAGGUUGAUGUUAUGAUUGAGAAUACCAAGAUCUCCAAUGGCUUGGCUUUUUGUUCAAAAGGUACCAAGUUGUAUUGGACUGAUUCGUUAAAUUAUACGAUUUGGAAGUUUGAUUAUGACCAUGAAACUAAUACAUUGAGCAACAAAGUUCCAUUUUUGGAAACGAAAAAAGUGUAUACCGACGUUGAGAGUCCAGAGCCCGAUGGAAUGGUAAGGACUACCAAUGGUGAAGUUUAUACAGCGGUGUUCAGUACAUCGACUGUUUUACACGUGGAUAAAGAAGGUCAAGUUAUUGAAAAGAUUCAUGUUCCCGCCGAAAGGUGUACUUGUGUCACAAUUGGUGGGCAAGAUGGCGAUCACUUGUUUAUCAAUACGGCGAAUUUGAAAUUGGAUGACUUUGAUGCCAAAAUUGACCCUACUGACUUUUUUGGUGAUUUGGGUGGAUUCUUGUUUAAAUACAAGUCUGACCAUAAUCUUAAAGGUAUCAAAAAGAAUUUCUGGGGCGGUGAUGUUUAA